Molecule: messenger RNA, 391 nt
Organism: Leptopilina heterotoma
Lineage: Eukaryota; Metazoa; Arthropoda; Insecta; Hymenoptera; Figitidae
Exons: 2
Coding region: 1-303 (100 amino acids)
Source: RefSeq, a predicted model, not a curated record
AUGUUACACGAGAUGAUCCACGUGAAAUUGUUCCAGCACAGACUGGAUUAUGACAGCCUCAACCACACCCAGGUGUUUUUAGACGAGGUGAAUCGAGUUAACGCGAUGGGGCUCUAUCGGGCGGAUGUCUUUCACGAUCUCCCACGGAGGGUGAUCCACCAAUUACGACCGUACGUUUGGAGGUGCAUGAGCUGUGCGUUCGAACUGCGAUUACCAGACUCUCGGGCACCCAGUUCGAGGAGAAUUCAUUUGGUGGAGAGACAAACGGUUUGUGAGAACCCAUUAUGGGUUAGAAUCCAUUAAUUGGAUAAAAAAAUAAAAUAAAAUCUAAAAUUUUACUUUUAUCACAACAAUCAAUUUUUAACAAUUGUACCUGAGGAAAUAAACAGGC